ACAACACCCUCACAAGUCUCUCUUCUUAGCUAUAUCAACUAAAGAUGAAGUACCAACACUGGAUAAAAACACUCCAAUCUCCCAUAUAGACCGCAAUGGCGUCUGUAGCUCCCCAGUCGCCGCCGUUGUCGCUGUCGAUAAUUCGCCAACUGCCGCCUACAUCCGGUCCUGCAACCCACGGGCCGGGACUUGUGGCUUUCCCUUCUUAUUCGAAGAGGUCGCCGUCCCGCGUGGUGUCGGUGUCGGCAGUGGGCGAGGUUUCGGCCGAAGGAAACACGUAUCUAAUCGCUGGCGCCGCUGCGGUGGCACUCCUCGGCACUGCCUUCCCCAUCUUGUUCUCUCGCAAGGACCUGUGCCCAGAAUGCGACGGAGCCGGAUUCAUCAGAAAAUCGGGCGCGGCAUUGAGGGCGAACGCGGCGAGGAAGGAUGAGUCUCAGAUUGUGUGUCCUCGUUGCAAUGGGCUUGGAAAGCUAGGCCAAAUAGACAAGUAGAAACAAAUAUAUGUUUCACUAUGGCGCAUAUUAUAUAUUGAAGUUUCAGCUUAAUCUUUCUCACCUACGAAGAGAGCGCGCACUAUUGCUGUUCCAAGAAACAAGUGUGACAUUUGCGCAUUAAGUUGUUGUUGUCUAUUAAUUCCAUGUACUGUUAUGUUCAUUCUCAUUUGUAUAUUUCAAAAAUGAACGUUUAUAUAUAUCCAUGUCAAAUUCCUUCA
Messenger RNA from Ananas comosus (pineapple), 712 nucleotides. RefSeq lists its product as uncharacterized. The transcript has 2 exons. Bases 96 to 491 code for a protein of 131 amino acids. NCBI's taxonomy places the organism in Eukaryota, Viridiplantae, Streptophyta, Magnoliopsida, Poales, Bromeliaceae. The record is from RefSeq and is a predicted model, not a curated record. Gene Ontology annotation, cellular component: chloroplast thylakoid membrane.